Molecule: messenger RNA, 2348 nt
Organism: Exophiala xenobiotica
Lineage: Eukaryota; Fungi; Ascomycota; Eurotiomycetes; Chaetothyriales; Herpotrichiellaceae
Exons: 4
Coding region: 62-2134 (690 amino acids)
Molecular function (GO): ATP hydrolysis activity; ATP binding
Source: RefSeq, a predicted model, not a curated record
CCCCUCACCAUCAAGUCUUGAUCUUUCGUCGCAGUUCGACCUUCUCUUCAGAGACUCGGCUAUGACACCAACGCGAAUGAUAGACCGACCAAGAUCCCCCGUUGGCAAAAUGAUUGGCAAGGUUCCUGAGGCGAUAUCAGAGAAGCGCGAAACGAAAAAGAAAGAGAGUGAAGACUCCAAAGAGCCCGAGGUCCCUAAUGGUAGCAUCACCCAGGCCAGAAACCUCUACUCCAAGAAGGACAAUGAUGGGAAGUACCAGUGGGUGGCCGAAGAGCCAGAAGAUGUCGUCGACGCUGCUGAGAACAGUGAGACGGCUCGUUACGCUUUUCUUGUUCGAAACAAGAAAAGUUAUGACAGCAGAAAGAAAUACGACAUCGACUCCAUCAUCGUACAAUCUCCAUGGUUGAAGAAGUCGCUGGGAGUGAUCCUUGAAGAUUACCCUGGUAUUACCACCAACCUCGAGCGACUUGUGUUCCGCGCCCCAUUCCAUCCAUUUGUCCAUCGUUGGAACAAGAUGCUCGCCAUGCUACAGAAAGAUGACUUCGAAGAACCUGUUGACAAAGAGCAUCUUCAGCUCUUCCACGAUGUGCUCUAUGAAGAGCUCAAGAAUGCCAUUGCAGCUAAGAUCGACCUGGUCAAGAACGGCGUCAUUACCUUCGAGUAUCUCUGGACCAUCUUCGAGCCACAAACUCUCAUUUACACCCUCUGCGACGGCAAAGAAUGUGUCUUCAAACUCAAUUCAUCUCACACUGCGGUGGAUCAACAAGCUGGCCUGGAAUUUCUAUCGUUGAACGUCUGGGCAUGCGAUUGGGAUGGCACAAAGUUCGGUCAGAAGGGCACCACGCUCAAGGACUACGCGUUCGGUGGUACAACUCCAAUCACCUCUUUGCAAGCGUAUCCUCUCGAUUUUCAUCCAGAGAAGGAACAACUCAUCCAGCGUCUGGUAGCCAGAGGCAAGCUCUUCGAGCGCUUCGCAGGUUACCAUUAUCAGGCAUAUCGAGGUGUUGCUCUAGGUUAUGGUCGCUGUGGGAUGAUCCGUCACAACAUCGAGUCUCGGAUCAUCAUUGACUGCGAUGCUCACAACCAUUUUCUACCGAACUACGCCGUCUCUGUCAGCAGUCUACCUUUCUCAAGGUCCAAAUCGCUGUCCAGUGUGGCAAGAAGUGAGUCUGGACAGGAAGAGGAUUCGGAUGAUUUCGACGGAUUUCAUGAUGAUGCCUCGGACUUUCUUGACACUCCAGACUCUGAUGAGGUCGAUGCCAAAAAGCCGAAACACAGACCUCUUACAGCAGAGGAGCUAUUGCUAGCUGUGCCAUACGUUCGCGGCUACGCUAUAAAGAGCAAAAAGUGGCUUUGGUUCUACGUGGACCAAAUUACGCCAAUCAAGUUCGCCGAGGACGCAUUUUCAUCUCUUGUGCUCCCAACGGCACAAAAGUCGUUGAUUCGGGCGUUUGUGGAAUCACAAGUGAAGUACAAGACUGACUUUGACGACAUUAUUGCAGGCAAAGGCCGUGGCAUGAUCAUGCUUCUUGCAGGGCCGCCUGGAGUUGGUAAGACCUUGACAAGUGAGAGCGUUGCAGAAGAUAUGCGCGUACCUCUCUACUGCAUGUCUGCGGGUGACCUUGGGCUCGACCCGAGUGGAAUUGAAGAAUCCUUGAACCUCGUCCUAGACAUGGUCAGCAAGUGGAACGCGGUGCUUCUUCUUGACGAGGCGGACGUCUUUCUCGAGGCGAGAAGCAGCAAUGACCUCGAACGGAACAAGAUGGUCUCCAUCUUCCUACGUGUGCUGGAAUACUACGAAGGAGUACUAUUCUUGACCACCAAUCGAAUCAGCAACAUUGAUGCAGCAUUUCACUCCCGGAUCCAUGUCACAAUCAAUUAUCCCAACCUUUCCAUUGACUCCCGGCGCCACGUCUGGAAGACCUUUCUUGGAAAGGACAGUGCUGUCAAUGAGAAAGACAUUGAUCGGCUAGCUCAGGUGGACCUCAACGGACGACAAAUCAAGAAUAUGCUGAAGACGGCACAAAUGUUAGCACGUAGUCAGGAACAAGGAAAAGAUGGACAACGUGGUAAUGUGGAGAUGCAACACAUCGAGACAGUGCUUGCCAUCGAGAGAGGUGCAUCAUGGGAGUGAUUGGACGGGACCUGGAUGGGAAUGCAUGCAAUUCAGCAGUUGCGGAUUGUAGAUCGUGUCUCCUCGUCAACUGCUGACCAAGGGUGCUACAGGAGUCAUGGCAAGCUCAACUGAGGUCACUUGUUGUCAUGCUGCGUGUCAUACUUUUCGGGUUGCAGUGAAGAACGAUGGCCGCCAAUGGUGCACAAUGCCCUUCAACAUUCAAUAAUGCAAC